AUGGCUUUCCGUGCAGCUACACAACACGCAUUGAACAUGCGUCUCAUUAUGAACACAACCCGUCAACCUAUUGCCAUCACUUCAGUCCGUCCUCAAUCCACCUUGAGCACCGGUGAAGUUGUAUCCGAUCCUCAAAUUGGUGAUUAUCCCAACUUGCCUCGCAUCAGUGCACAAACCAGAGGCCCCUUUGGUUGGGAUGAUCCUCAAGACAAGCGUAACUUUGGUGAGACUCUUCACGAAGAAGAUGAAAUCAUGGGUGUUUGGGCUCCUGAUCUUCACACUUACAGCCCCUACAAGGCUGCUAGUCAAUUCGCUCUCUUUGCUGCCGUCUUUGCUGGUGUUGCCGCUACCGUUUACAAGUUUUACCCUGACAAGGUCGCUGUCCCUCGUACUUACCCUUACAAUGGUUUGACUGAGGAGUUUGGUGCUCGUGAAGGUGAUAUUCGUCCUCGUGGUGCUCGUGCCGGCCAAGAUGAGGAAUAA
Mucor velutinosus is the source of this 483-nucleotide messenger RNA. Its product is annotated as AMP-binding domain-containing protein. Lineage: Eukaryota; Fungi; Mucoromycota; Mucoromycetes; Mucorales; Mucoraceae. The transcript is spliced from 4 exons. Gene Ontology annotation, cellular component: mitochondrion. Bases 1 to 483 code for a protein of 160 amino acids. The record is from RefSeq and is a predicted model, not a curated record.